Danio aesculapii is the source of this 3043-nucleotide messenger RNA. RefSeq names its product family with sequence similarity 219 member B (gene fam219b). The transcript has 6 exons. The record is from RefSeq and is a predicted model, not a curated record. NCBI's taxonomy places the organism in Eukaryota, Metazoa, Chordata, Actinopteri, Cypriniformes, Danionidae. The coding region runs from base 143 to 676 and encodes 177 amino acids.
GAAUCAACUGACCGAUGUCAGCCGAAGAAGAAGCAGCUCUGUUUACAGAAGUGUGUUCAAAAUCUGCUAGCAUGAGUUCAGACAGUGUGAAUUAAGAGAUGAUUUCUGGUUUAUAUUCUGAUUUAAACUUUGACGAAGCCGCAUGAUGGAGAGGCGGGAGCAGCGAACUCUUCUGUCCGAGCGCGAGUCUCCAUCCGCGGCUGAGAGGUCUGAGGUCAGUGAUCCGCAUCCCACAGCAGAUGAUCGGGUUCGGGAGGUGGAGAAAAGAGGGCCGUACAUCAUGUCCAAAACCCCUGCUCUCCACACCAGACUGCAGAAACACAGAGAUUCAGCCAGACGAGCGCUGCAGAAGAGAGGACUGAGCUCCGGCAGAGCUGUGCUUCAGCAGCCCAGACACAAACCAAAGACAAUAAAGUUCAACAGGGGAUACACAGCACUGAGCCAAACUGGAGAAGAUUCGCUCAUCUCGCUGGAAUCAGACAGUGAUGCAGAGCUGGAUUGUUCAUCUGGAUAUUCUUCAGCAGAGGUUCAUCCAGACCUGAACCGGCAGCUGCUAAAGGACGGAUAUCACCUGGAUGAAAUCCCUGACGAUGAAGAUCUGGACCUGAUCCCCCCUAAAGCCUUGAGCUCCUCUGUGUGCUGCUGCGCUGAGGUUUCAUCCUGCUGUGUGCAGUGACUGAAGCACGAAACACCACAAAAGCUCUUUAUUUCACUGUGCUCUCUUCUCUCUUGCAGUUCAGAAGAAAAGUCUGACAAAGAAGUCUUGCAUUUCACAAUUUUGGCAGAAAGGAAAGCUGUUAACACAGAGUUUCGUGAUUUUUAAAAAGUCACAAGCAAGACUUGCAGGAAAGGAGUCUGAAUUCUGAGUUUCUCACUAUUUGGACUUUUGCUUUGCAGCAGAGAACAUCAGAAACAGCUCAAAGCUCUUCUGUUUCACUGUUCUCACUUCUGUCUUGCAGUUCAGGAAAAUUAGAUGUUGAUUUGGAAUUGCAUGAAAAGACGUCUUGCAUCUCCUAAUUCUGACUUUUAAUGCAAUUCAGACAAAAAAGCACAACUUUUGUCACUCGAGCAAAUUUUUAGGUUUCAUCAUUGUGAGAUAAAAUUGGAAACUCAGAGUUGCAUGAAAAAAAAAUCAGAAUUCUGAGUUUCUCACAAGAUCUACUGCUGUUUAUUUCACUAUUCCCUCUUCUUUCAUGCAGUUCAGGAAGAAAAACAUCACAAGGGGUUAAUUCUGAAUUGCAUGAAAAAUAAGUCUUGCAUCUCGUUAUUCUGACUUUCAAUGUAAUUCAGACAAAAGUCUGAGACAGAGUAGCAGGAUUUAAAACUACUUUUUUCUGACAAAAAAGUAGUUUUGAGAUCAAAUUGUAAACUCAGAUUUGCAGGAAAAAGGCUGAAUUCUGAGUUUCACACGAUUCUGACUUUCUGCAGUGAAUCAGAAAACAGCAGAAAGACCUUGACGCUCUUUGUUUAUUUCACUAUUCUCACUUCUUUCUUGCAGUUCAGAAGAAAGGUCUGAAAUAGAAGUCUUGCAUCUCAUAAUUCUGACUUUAAUAUGGAGUUCAGAAAAACAAAUCUGAAAGGAAAGAUGUUAACACAGAGUUGCAGGAAUUUAAAAGUCAGCAGGAAAAAGAGUCUGAAUUCUGAGUUUCUCCCAAUUUGGACUUUUGCUUUGCAGCAACUGAAGCAGAAAACAUUAGAAACACCUCAAAGCCCAGAUCUGCAGCUCUUUAUUUCACUGUUCUCACUUCUGUCUUGCAGUUCAGGAAGAAAUGGGCGUUCAUUUGGAAUUGCAUGACAAGGCGUCUUGCAUCUCAUAAUUCUGACUUUUAAUGCAAUUCAGACCAAAACAAAACUUUUUUUAGUCAGAAUUGCUAACUUUUGUCACUAGAGAUACAAUCGUAGACUCAGAUCUGCACACAAAAAAGUCUGAAUUCUGAGUUUCUCAAAGGAUCUACUGCUGUUUAUAUCACUAUUCUCACUUGUGUUAUGCAAUUCAGGAAAAUUAUGUCAGAAUUUUAUGAAAAAGAAGUCUUGCAUCUCAUUAUUCCGACUUUCAAUGCAAUUCAGAAGAAAAUAAUCUGAAGCAGUUUUUUUUUUUUGUCAGAAAUGCAACUUUUUAUCACUAAAGCUAUUUUUUAUGGCAGUUCUGAGGUAAUAUAGUGAACUCAGAUUUGCACAUAAAAGGCUGAAUCUGAGUUUGUCACAAUAUUGACUUUGAGUUUGCCGUGACUGAAGCAGAAAACAGCAGAAACACCUCAACUCAUUUUUUAUUUCACUAUUUUACUUUAUACUUGUGUCUUGCAGUUCAGGAAAAUAAUAGUCUGAAUCACAAGGUGUUAAUUUGGAAUUACAAAAAAGAAGUCUCGCAUCUCAUAAUUCUGAUUUUCAAUGCAAUUCAGAAAAAGUCUGAAUCAAAAGAUGAUGCAUGAUUUAAAGUCCUACAUCUCACUGUUUUGACUUUUCUUUUCCAGAAUUACAACUUUUGUCACUAGAACUAUUGUUAGGCUUUAUUGCAAUUCUGAGAUAAGAUAGUAAACUCAGAUUUGCACAUAAAACAUCUGAAGUCUGAGUUUCUCACAAUUUGGACCAAUGAAAAAAGUCUGAAAAAAAAAAAAAAAAUCUGAAUUUUCCAAGAACAAGUCUGAAAUGAAAGAUUCUAAUUCAGAGUUGCAUGAUUUAAAAAUUCACACAUCUCAUUGUUUCGACUUUUUGUUCUCCUGAGUUGUGACUAUUUUGUCACGUUUACUAGUUUUAAGGCUUUAUCACAUUUCUGAGAUAAAACUGCACAUUCAGAUUUGUGGAAAAAAGCCUAAAUUCUGAGCAAUUAUUUUGACUUCUGACCAAAAAACCCUGAAAAACAAACUAUAUUCAGAAAAAAAAAUGUUAUUCAGAGUUUUUUCCCAGAAUUGUGACUAAAGCCUAGAAAAAGGCCUUUUUUGUUAUUAUUUUGACUUCUGACAAAACUGAAAUUUGCUCCAAAAAUAUUUUGAAAUGCAAGAUGUUAACUCCGAAUCGCACCAUUAAAAAGUCUGAAAUCUGACAA